UCAAGCAAUACUCAAAUCAAUGAAAAGUCGAGCAAUCCUCAAACCAACGAAAAGUCAAGCAAUCCUCAAACCAACGAAAAGUCAAGCAAUACUCGAAUCAACGAAAAAUCAAGCAAUACUCGAACUAAUGAAAAGUUGAGCAAUACUCAAACCAAUGAAAAGUCGAGCAAUACUCAAACCAACGAAAAGUCAAGCAAUACUCAAAUCAAUGAAAAGUCAAGCAAUACUCGAACCAACGAAAAGUCAAGCAAUACUCAAACCAAUGAAAAAUCAAGCAAUACUCAAACCAACAAAAAGUCAAGCAAUACUCAAACCAACAAAAAUCAAGCAAUACUCAAACCAACGAAAAAGUCAAGCAAUACUCAAACCAAUGAAAAAUCAAGCAAUACUCAAACCAACGAAAAGUCAAGCAAUACUCAAACCAAUGAAAAGUCAAGCAACAAAUCUCGAGAUAUUGGGAAUAUGGUACAAUUCAUUGAGAAAACAAAAGCACCAUUGCUUAAUGAAACUUGA
This is a messenger RNA of Ambispora gerdemannii, 513 nucleotides long. The record is from the annotation of a GenBank genome assembly. Lineage: Eukaryota; Fungi; Glomeromycota; Glomeromycetes; Archaeosporales; Ambisporaceae.